CAUUUCAGAGUCCGUUCGCCAUGUUAGUCGCUUGCGACCAGCCAAAUAGCAUUUCCCGUUUACGAGAAAAUAGUGGAAUGCACGUGUGACAGCCGGGACUUGGGUCGCGUUUUUCUUCUGUUUUCCCUUUAACCUCCUUUCUAUCUCCUUGUCCCGAGCUAUACCUUUAAACCUGAAAUCUUUGAAAAUGCUGAAACCUGAGACACGUCUGGAAUGGGCCUUUGUUGGCAUAACAGCUGCUCAGGCUAUUAUCAUCAUUUCUCUGCAAACGGUCAUUCUUGUGGAGUAUCUCGAUUGGGUGAAUCCCGUUGUAUAUCAGGUCCCUGUCUCAUAUGUCACUCCCGUGGCCUCCGCUGUAUCAAUUAUCAGUUUUGGAUUCCAAGCUGUUCUGUCCGUGGAUUCAUGUCGCAUUAAGAACAAGGUUCAACUAUGGACACAAGGUAUCCUCAACAUCUGCUUCUCAAUUGCCACUGGUAUGGAGUAUUUCCAAGUGAACGAUGCCACGGAGAGAGUUAGUCGGGGGUACGAUAUGUACAAAAAGCCUUUUGCAGACAAUAUCUUUUUCUCCUGGUCUUUGUAUGAGCACAUCAGCCCGGAUUUGCGGAUGACAGCAAGACAUGUCAAGUACCUGGCAUAUCUUGUCUUUCUCAAAGUCUCCCUCUUACUAAUCAACCUAUUCUUAAUUACUUAUGGCCUCGUGGACGUUCACUAUCGGGAGCCAGAGUUUGGACUAACUAUGACAAUAAUUCCCGUCUCAAUCAUUCACGCGAUCCUUGCUGCUACAUGCAUCAAAAAGGAAUACAUGCCAGGCAUGGUGGUGGUGAUAAUGUUUCAUAUAGCAGCGAUAGUAUACCUGGUCACGCGACUCAUAGUGCUGACUGGCGAUGGGCUGCUGGCAAGCACAUUGAUGAAGGAAGAGAUGUUGCUUUUUGCCACAUUUGCGCUUGUCUUUACCAUCAUAUCUAUUGCUUUUGCUGUCCUGUGCGUUUUCAAUUUCGGAAAGGGACUCAAGCCGCUACUGCAAGGCCAAGGCACAAAUAAUAUACCUACUUCAACGAGCGCAUUGGAGCUCAACCCACGGCACCUCAGCAUCCGAACUAUGGACUCUGAACGGAUGUCCAAACGGUUUGACAUUGAUUAG
This is a messenger RNA of Fusarium oxysporum Fo47, 1141 nucleotides long. RefSeq lists its product as uncharacterized. Lineage: Eukaryota; Fungi; Ascomycota; Sordariomycetes; Hypocreales; Nectriaceae. The coding region runs from base 188 to 1141 and encodes 317 amino acids. Gene Ontology annotation, cellular component: Golgi apparatus. The record is from RefSeq and is a predicted model, not a curated record. The transcript has 6 exons.